Molecule: messenger RNA, 549 nt
Organism: Solanum stenotomum
Lineage: Eukaryota; Viridiplantae; Streptophyta; Magnoliopsida; Solanales; Solanaceae
Exons: 1
Coding region: 1-549 (182 amino acids)
Source: RefSeq, a predicted model, not a curated record
AUGACUUGCUCACUCGGUGGAAUCGGAUCAUGUAAAGGAGUCAUCCAUGCCAAGACGGCUCACAAAGUAUGGCAGGAUCUUAAAGAUCAAUUUUCUCAAAAGAAUGCACCAACAAUAUAUCAGAUUCAAAAAUCAUUAGCUUCACUCUCACAAGGUAACAUGAAUAUUUCUUCCUAUUUCACAAAACUCAAAGGUCUUUGGGAUGAGUUAGAUACAUUUCGAACAUUUCCCUCUUGCAAUCAAAUUAAAGCACACACCGAUCAAAUUGAAGAAGACCGUGUAAUGCAAUUUCUAAUGGGUGUUAAUGAUAUCUAUAAUGUUGUUCGAUCUAAUAUUCUCAUGAUGUCUCCCCUACCUAAUGUACGCCAAGCAUAUUCACUUGUUAUUCAAGAGGAAACACAGAGACAAAUGACGUUGAAAUCAAUAGAAAGUUUCUCUAUUGCGGCUGCAGUUCAAAGGCGUACCAAUAGUUUUUUCAACAAAUCCAAGGAUAACAUUGUGAGCAUUGCAAUCGAGAAGGACACACAAUUGAGAAUUAACGCACUCUAA